Aspergillus uvarum CBS 121591 is the source of this 1649-nucleotide messenger RNA. RefSeq lists its product as uncharacterized. Lineage: Eukaryota; Fungi; Ascomycota; Eurotiomycetes; Eurotiales; Aspergillaceae. The transcript has 2 exons. The record is from RefSeq and is a predicted model, not a curated record. The coding region runs from base 323 to 1543 and encodes 406 amino acids.
CACGACUGACCACGACACGACCGACCACGACACGACCGACCACGACACGACCGACCCCGACACGACCGACCACGAUGCGACCGACCACGAAGCGAUCACUACUGUAGAAACCACUACUGAAGAGACCGACAUUCAGAAAAUCCUACAAGAUCCGGAUUCGAAGUCAAUUUACGAGUCUUUCACUCAAGAAUUUGAAAGCAGUGCGAAAAGCUUCAUAGCCACCUAUGGUGCAAAUCCUGAAUAUUUCUGGAAUAAACUGCCCUUGCUCACAGAUGGCCAUAUUGUCAGUCAAUUGCUGAAAGUCCUCGGCAACCAUUCUGAGAUGAGCCAUCUGACCCAGAGGCUGCUUGAAAUUAAAUUAUACGAACAAGUUCAACUGCUUGAGAAUGAAUUUGUGAAGUCAAAAAGCACUUUGCGAAAGGGUGAGACAAUUAGAAGCGUGGCUCUCCAACGCGUGUUAGGUCACAAACCUUCUCGGGCGGAAGUCUGGAAAGUUGAUCGCGGGGAAAAGCUAUCAAAUUUCGAGCUCAUCGAUUUGUUCCGUAUCUCAAAGCCCAAUUGGAUAAAGUGGCGUAAGAUCAAACUGUCAAAGGUCCAACUGAUACGACAGAAUCUGAGACCAGUUCAAGCAGAGUGGGCGAAAAUACUCACCGACGCUCUGUGGAAAGUCUACAAGCAUAUACCUUCGGAGAUUCCGUUCGUCCAUGAAUCAAGAGAGAGAGAAGCACAAACCAUAGAUUCCGAAGUGGAGAAUCCUCAACAACCCAUAUUGUGUUAUCACACGUCAGCCGACUUGGUUGACAGCCAAGGCGAUCUCGAGAGCAGGAAUGAGGAAACGCUAGACAACGAACCAAGUUCGAAUUCCGCAGAAGCGAUUACCUCUAACAAGCGAUCAGCGUGUGACCUCUAUCCAACAUCUGCGAAAAGACAAUGUCUUAAGCAGGUGGCGCUUCCUUUAGAAUGCCGCAGAGUGGAAUCAGACCCUCCAAACAACCGGACAGCAAACCCUUGCAACAACAAUUCCUCCCAUUCCUGGACACUAAAUGCUUGUUGCCAACGUGAUUUCGGCGCUCAACCCAAUUCAGCCAUAGAUUAUCAAACCUCUGGAUUUUCACUGUCGCAUAAUUCGACCGAUAUGGAUUUCGACUCAAUAAGGCAACAGCAAGAUUCGAUUAGCCGAGCAUCAAACGGAACUCCGAGACCAUACGAUGAGGCAGCUAUCCCUCAAGGACAGAUUCAAGUGCUCGGAGUCCAAGCCGGGUCCCGUGGACCUAGUCCUGCACCAGUAGUCGGCAAUUUUGUAUAUACCGACGAUUACAACAAUGGCCCCGACCCAAUAGACGCAAUCAUAGCGUCUGCGGAACCUCGAAUUCCUUGGCCUAGGGGCAUGGAUGGUUACGACCCUGAUUGCAAUCCGGUAGACGCGAUCAUUGCGUCUGCCGAACCCAGGGUCCCUUGGCCUUCGAUAGACGGCAUAGUUUCAGUCGAAAGUGGAGCAUACCAAUGGUCCCUGUCAAAUCAACGCCCCAUUGCAGCAACAUAGUAUGAAGCAGUCAGAUGACAACAUUAGGGUAAAUCAUUCAAGAAUUCGGCUCAUCAAAUUAGGUACUAUCGAAAUAUAUGUGGCUUUGUUCUGUAACCCUGAUAGU